AUGCGCCCUCUCUUCUUUCUCUCUCUCUGUCUCUCUCUCUCGCAUGCGCUCGCUCUUCUCUCUCUCUUUCUCUCUCUCUCGCGUGCGCGCUCUCUUCUUUCUCUCUCUCUCUCUCUCUCUCGCUCUCUCUCGCCUGUCGGUUGGGCUGGGCUGGGCGGAGCCAGUGGCGAGAUGGUGGGACCAUUUCGCGCCCGUCGGCGCGGUAACGACAAUUUGGCGCUGCUGCUGUUGGCUGGGCAAGUGAUGCAGAUUGGGAUUGAGAACAUUCCACCAGCCACGCUCUUUCUGUUUGGCCUCAACACGGUCGUUCAUCUCGAUCUUCUGGCACCGCUGGGCAUAUACCCGCCUCCCAUUCAAGCCAGCUGCCUGCUACCUGCUGCCAUCGUGGAAGGGCAGGCCUGGCUGCGCCUGUUUUGGCCCGUAAUACUUCACACAAGCAGCUACCACCUCUAUUACAACAUGGUCUCGCUUCUUUACAAAGGACGCAAAUUAGAGCCCCGCUUGGGCACGGAACGCAUGCUCAUGCUCACUGCUCUCUUUGGAGUGGGAGGGAACAUGCUGCACACAGGUCUGGCCUACCUUCUUCAUUUGGCUGGCUUUUACGAUUCUUACGUGAGCUGCAGCGUCGGCUUUUCCGGUGUGCUGUUUGCUUUGAAGCUUCGGGUCGCACCAUUUUUCUUGGUGCUGAGGACUGGCUCCUACCUGCUGAAGGGGAACAUACCCAUUCAUACCAUCCCCGAGCCCGGUUCACGCGUAGGUCAAUCGGCCUCUGUGCAUAUGCAAUCGCCACACACCCUUAUUUCUGAAAACCUGUUUUUGGACGUCUUCUCGCUGAUGGUGUAG
This is a messenger RNA of Monosiga brevicollis MX1, 843 nucleotides long. RefSeq lists its product as uncharacterized. Gene Ontology annotation, molecular function: serine-type endopeptidase activity. NCBI's taxonomy places the organism in Eukaryota, Choanoflagellata, Craspedida, Salpingoecidae. Gene Ontology annotation, cellular component: membrane. The record is from RefSeq and is a predicted model, not a curated record. The transcript has 6 exons. Bases 1 to 843 code for a protein of 280 amino acids.